AUGUCGUCGUUCCCUCUGUCUGUUGUCGCUGUCAUCGUCAUUUCCACUGUCCACCAUCCUCCAUUGUCAUUCACCACCACUACCACUGCUCUAAUCAAGCCGAUCAUCAAGAGCGAUUUGUUCGACACUAUUCGAUCUGACCUUCAAAGCGAAAACGACUCUAUUAACAAGAAAAUUGAUCGCGAUGGUGAUGGAUUUCCGCGGUGGAAUGAGAAGUUGGUUGUCGAUCGUCCAAUGCACGCUGCGUUUGUUGUUGUGGAGGUUUGUCGUAGUGCUUCUUCCGGAUGGAAGGUUAAGAUCGUUGGGAAGUCUAGGGUUUCGAUGGCAGAUUUUGUCGUUGGAUACUUGCCGGAAAGUCAUUUGCAGUUUUUGAGUUAUAGGUUGAGAGAUGAGAGAGGGGAGAUGAAUGGAAUUAUUAAUUUUUCGGUGAGAGUGAAGUUGGCGCUCGGAGUUAAGAGGAUUGGAGUUCCGGUUGGCAUGGCGAUGCCGAAAAGAAGAUUCCACGGCGGCGAUGGCGGCAGCGAAGUGUUGUGA
Messenger RNA from Cucumis sativus (cucumber), 534 nucleotides. Its product is annotated as BON1-associated protein 2. The transcript has 2 exons. The coding region runs from base 1 to 534 and encodes 177 amino acids. The record is from RefSeq and is a predicted model, not a curated record. Lineage: Eukaryota; Viridiplantae; Streptophyta; Magnoliopsida; Cucurbitales; Cucurbitaceae.